AUGGUAACAGCAGAUAAAGUUACUGGUGGUCAGAAAUAUACCGGUAUUAUGGCCAGUUCUGAAAUAUAUGAUCCAUCAACAGGCAAAUGGAAAACUGCUGCAAGCAUGGCAAAACCACGUGAAUAUCAUACUGCAACUCUGCUCAAUUCGGGCAAAGUUCUUGUCGCUGGUGGUGAAGGGUAUACCGGUUAUACGACUAGUUGUGAAAUAUAUGAUCCAUCAACGAAUCAAUGGAACACUACUGGAAGCAUGGCAACACCACGUGCUUUUCAUACUGCAAUUCUGCUCAAUUCGGGAAAAGUUCUUGUGACUGGUGGUACGACCUUUAGCAUAAACAGUGCUACGACUAGUUGUGAACUAUAUGAUCCAUCAACGGGCAAAUGGAAUCCUACUGGAAACAUGACAAUAGCACGUGAAUAUCAUACGGCAACUAUGCUCAAGUCAGGCAAAGUACUUGUCACUGGUAGUGCGCCUAGUUCUGAAAUAUAUGAUCCUACAACGGGUCAGUGGACU
Molecule: messenger RNA, 513 nt
Organism: Rotaria sp. Silwood2
Lineage: Eukaryota; Metazoa; Rotifera; Eurotatoria; Philodinida; Philodinidae
Source: the annotation of a GenBank genome assembly